Messenger RNA from Linum tenue, 252 nucleotides. The record is from the annotation of a GenBank genome assembly. NCBI's taxonomy places the organism in Eukaryota, Viridiplantae, Streptophyta, Magnoliopsida, Malpighiales, Linaceae.
GGCAAGGAGAAGGAGUUUAUGUCGAUGAAUUUCAAGCGGUUGGGGAGGACGUCGAUAUAUACAACCAACGAUAUUAUCUCGAGCAAGGACCGGUGGAUCCAACCGACUUGUACGACCAACCCAACCAUCGGUCAAGGGAUGUUUGGAACGAUCACCCGGUACAUACAAUUCUUCACCAUUUGUCCUUCUUUUAUUUUGUUAAUGUGCCUAGUGUAAUAUAAAAUAAAUUUAUGUUUAUUUUUUAAUCGUGUU